AUCAAGUAAAUCUCGCAUUCGACGAGCACCGGCGAGACUUCAUAAAGAUAUUUCUGUGGCUGUGAAGGAAAGUUAUUUUCAAGUUCAAGAUGGAUCAAGAAAAAGGAAUGUCAAUUUUUAAAGAUGUUUUUAGAAGGGCUGAUAAAAACGAUGAUGGAGCCAUAUCAUGGGAGGAAUUUGUUGCAUUUUUUUCUGACGGAGUCAUGGGGAAAGAGGAAUUGGAAUCCCUCUUCAAAGAAAUUGACACACACAACACCAAUAACAUAGACACUGGAGAGCUGCACGAUUACUUCUGCAAACAUCUGGGCCAGUUCAAGGAGCUUUAUGAUCUAGUGGAGGAGUUUAAUACUAAACUGACCAACGUCCUAGUGUCUACAUCACAGACCUACCCAACUGCUGGAAGGAAGGACAAGUUCAUUACACGAUUCCUGGUUCGGGAAAUGUGGAACCAGAUGACAGCUGUACAACUCCCAUUGGAAUCAGCCUCCGAAUCUCUGGAUGAGCAGGCUAAACAGGAAAGAGAGGAUAUUACGCCAGUACAAUUAUCCGACCUGAAGAAGAAGGAUGGAGAUGAUAUUGUCCCUGGUCGAGUUGGUCGCAGAGCAAAGCGCCAAGCCAGCAAUCAGUCUCAGAGUAGUGUAAAUACAGAUGGACUAAUGACCCCUGUGAACCCUCUGGCCUUGACCUCUCAGGUGGACAGACUGACCACGUUACUCAACAGACUGGAACAUAGUGUAGAUUUAGGAAACUUUGUUGAUGAAGAUCUCAAUGCUUUAGAGAGCGACAAGUUGCUGCUGUUACAACGUGAUAUGAAGGUCAAAGAGGAUUCAAAGGACGUCUUUAGGACAAGUCUACGAGACUACAUAGAGGACACACAGAAGUUACUGCCCUGUCUGAGUAUCAGUGUACAGUUCUGUACUGACUCAGGAGUAUUCACUGUGUAUGAAGUGUGGCGGUCUGCUGAAGAUCAGGCAUGUUACAGUGAAGAUCCUGCCAAGUCUUUUACUGAACGUUUCAAGGAUUUCUUAGACACUGAGGUGCCUAUGCGAAAAGUGGACUUUCCUAGUAAAUGGUGGAAGAGAGACUAAGCAGUGGGAAAGGCAGGAUGACAAAAUGUCGUAUUUCUAUCAUUGGAGAUGGCCAGCUUCAAUACGAAAGAGUUAAAUGCGAGAAAAUUCUACUAGUAAAGCAGAUGUUGAAGCUGAAAGAGAGUUACCUCAAUUCUAAUUCUUUUAAAGAUAUUGCAGUUGUUUACGACUAUUGUUAUUUUAUUAACAAAACUGUUUCUGAAUCUC
Mizuhopecten yessoensis (Yesso scallop) is the source of this 1295-nucleotide messenger RNA. RefSeq names its product N-terminal EF-hand calcium-binding protein 1-like. The transcript has 12 exons. Gene Ontology annotation, cellular component: cytoplasm. NCBI's taxonomy places the organism in Eukaryota, Metazoa, Mollusca, Bivalvia, Pectinida, Pectinidae. The record is from RefSeq and is a predicted model, not a curated record. Gene Ontology annotation, molecular function: calcium ion binding. The coding region runs from base 90 to 1088 and encodes 332 amino acids. Gene Ontology annotation, biological process: regulation of amyloid precursor protein biosynthetic process.